This is a messenger RNA of Temnothorax curvispinosus, 1149 nucleotides long. RefSeq lists its product as uncharacterized. The coding region runs from base 109 to 780 and encodes 223 amino acids. The transcript is spliced from 2 exons. Lineage: Eukaryota; Metazoa; Arthropoda; Insecta; Hymenoptera; Formicidae. The record is from RefSeq and is a predicted model, not a curated record.
AUUGGCAGCAGAAAAUUUAUUUGAGACCUUUAACGAUUCAAGUUACCUUUCAAAUAAAUGCUGUACUGAGCAGAAUCCAUCUGACGUUAAUAACCACACUCAUCCAAAAUGACGACAGAUGUCAAUGACUCUGUCGUUUUGCACAAAAAAAGAUGUAGAACCAAUUUGAGAAACGCUGAGCUAAGUAAACGUACGUUUAGAAUAUUUUUGGAAAAACAGAUACUGUCACAUGUGGAGAUAGAAAUUCAGAAAAACACACAAGAGCCACAAACUCCGUUAACACCCAAUUUUAAUUUUUACGAAAGCGACUUUGCUUUAAGCAAAAUACGAUUAACGCUUUCUCCGUUUCAAACAACCAUAUCGGAAAAGAAGUCAUCUGUAAAAAAUAAUUUAACUUUACCAAGUUUAGAAGCUAAAUUGUGUAAUUCUAGCAAUAGUGCUAUAAAAAUCACUAAUGCAAUUGUGAAUCGUGAAAAUGAUUCUGAAAUUAAUGUGUAUGAGAAUCCUAUUCAAGACAAAUCAAAAGUUUCCACUUAUACUGCACCUGCGUCUAAUCAAAAUACCUCAAAUCUUAAAAUAGCAGUUGAUAAGCCAUCCAACUAUUCGUCGAUAUAUGUUAAUAGUCCAGAAUGGUUUCAAGAUAACGAGACUGUAUCAGUUCAUGGAUCUCUAUUAAGUGAAACUAUUUCGGACAUUAGCGCAUGUAAUUCAGAUUUAAGAAGAAAUACCAAUCGCAAACGGUAUCGUUGGAAACGUAUACUUUUUUGUUGUGUUAAUUGAGUUCGACAUUUGUAUGUUACCAACAAUCAAAAAAAAUAUUUGAGAUAGAGAAAUCUAUCUCUAAAAUUUAUAUAUUUUCUUAUACUGAAUUAAUAAUUCACGAUAUUGAUAUUAACUAUAUCGAUAAACGUUGACUUAUAUGAGAUACAUUGCUUUUAAUUUUUACUAUUUUAUGCACUGUUUGCUGUAUUUCUACAAAGUUUUAGUGUCUAAGAUUUUGUGAUUAUUAGAAAAUUAUAUACAAAAUAUAAUCCAUAAGCUAUCCUCAGCAAAUUUCAGUAACUGCAAAGAAGCUUAAAACUUAUAUUUUUCACCAUAGAAUAGAAUAUUGAUCAAAUAGUACAAAGUAGUCUUUUUCUGCCGUGUUUA